Molecule: messenger RNA, 951 nt
Organism: Penicillium verrucosum
Lineage: Eukaryota; Fungi; Ascomycota; Eurotiomycetes; Eurotiales; Aspergillaceae
Exons: 2
Coding region: 1-951 (316 amino acids)
Source: RefSeq, a predicted model, not a curated record
AUGGACCGUGCCAUGGGGUUGCUUCAUCGUUGCCAAUCAUGGUCUACGUAUUGUGAUAGCUUUGGGACCAAAUCGAAUAUUCCUGAAGGAACGUUCGCAAUUGCUCGUCACUAUCAACUUGAAGUUGACAAAACUCAAAGUAAAGCGAACCCUCUUGCAUUCUACACUCCUGUCGCGAAGCGUACUCGAAACCAGGAAGCGCGGGGGGUCAAGAAGGAUCUUUACUUGGAGACUCCUACCAAGAUAAAAGGAGGUUUAUCUAGUUUUUCGAUUAAACGAAAAAGGACCGAGGCUACUCUUGAUUCAGAGGAUUCGGGGGACGAUGAAGAUGACAUCCGAACACCAUUCAAACCAACUACUCCAGUGCCACAGGACUUGGCAGCCAUUCUGUAUCCUCCAACAAAAGAUGAACAGAUUGUGAAUACAGCGCUGGUGGUAUUCCUUAAUGCCCUCACUAUCCACUUCGCUCUCUCUUUGGAUUGGACCUUGCACCGAAAAUCAUUUAAUGCAGUUUUCGAAAAUGCUGUGUUUCAAGCAAGAACGGACGGAUAUCUAGGUGAUUCGUAUGGAACGCCUAGCAUUCUUAUUGAGGUCAAACCCAUUGGGAGAUCCGCCAAACUGGAGCUCAUUCAAAUGCAAGAGAGUGCCCAAAUGGUCGCCUGGAUCAAAAGCGAUGACGAAAAAUCCCAGAAACGUCAUAAGACACGUCUUCAUGUAUCUCAAGACCGACAUGAGGUGUUCGUCACAGUCGCUAAAUAUGACGAGGGGUAUCUUAAUUAUCUCAACAACACGCACUCUCCAAGUGAUGACGAUGAUGGGUCCUUUUUAACAAUGCACCAAUUUGGUCCGUGGGAUACACUGGAUGAAUCACACAUCCGUGAGCUGGGGCCGAUUCUUCUGGCAAUCAGCUUGCAAGCUGAUGCUAAUAGCAACGCCCACUUGAUUUACUGA